Molecule: messenger RNA, 513 nt
Organism: Alternaria arbusti
Lineage: Eukaryota; Fungi; Ascomycota; Dothideomycetes; Pleosporales; Pleosporaceae
Exons: 1
Coding region: 1-513 (170 amino acids)
Source: RefSeq, a predicted model, not a curated record
AUGCGCGCAGUGACCAUUUACAUGAACGAUACGACGGUCGACAUAUGCUCCGGCUUCCAAGAAGAGAUCCAACCGAUCGACUGCUACAACUCGACCUUCGUAUACUACAGUAUCGACUUCUGCGACGCCGGCGCCAUUGGUGAAUCACCAUCUGCCACAUCCACGCCUACGCCUACAUCGACCCCAUCGUCCACACCCACUCCCCCAGGCUCCUCAGGCUUGUCGACGGGCGCGAUAGCGGGAGCAGCAGUCGGAGGAGGCAUAGGUCUGGGCAUAAUAAUUGGAUUAGCGGUGUUCUUCAUCAUGAGGAGGCGGCAUUCGUCACGCCCACGGGAGAUGUCAGGUUCUACGGAGCUUACGAGCGUGACGCCAUACGAGGUCCACGCAAAGCAUAUUCAGGAGUUGGGACCAGGAGCGGUGGCAUACAAACACGAACCUGUGGAAAUUGAACAACCGCCUGUUGAACUCGGCGGCAUGGAGCUGCGACGACAUGAAGAAAAAGGCAUGCAUUAA